GUGACUGUCAGCAGGACAGAGACACAGAUCACUGAGAGAUCACAGCUGAUCACAGAGGAUGGCGGCCCAGCACAAAGGAGAUCUAUCAUCAGCAGAGAGGAAGAUCCUGCAGGUCAUCGCUGCAGGUGACGUACAGGAAGCUGCCCAGCUGCUGGCCGGUGAAGAAGUACGAGUCAACUGUUUGGAUGAGUAUGGCAUGACUCCCCUGAUGCAUGCAGCCUAUAAGGGCAAGGCGGACAUGUGUCGUCUGCUGCUGCAGCAUGGGGCCAACGUCAACUGCAACCAGCACGAAUACGGAUACACUGCUCUUAUGUUUGCUGGCCUGUCAGGGAGGACAGAUAUCACCUCCAUGAUGCUGGAUGCAGGCGCAGAGACAAACCAAGUGAACUCUGUGGGUCGCACUGCGGCUCAGAUGGCAGCGUUUGUUGGCCAGCACGACUGUGUCACAGUGAUCAAUAACUUCUUCUCGCUCGCAAAGCUGGAGUUCUACACCAGGCCACAUGGGCUGGAGACGGAGCCCAGGCUGCCCCCCACGCUGGCGGGGCCCCUGCACAGGAUCAUCAUGACCACCAACCUCAACCCGGUCAAGAUAGUGCUGCUGGUGAAGGAGAACCCUGUGCUGGUGAACGUGGCAGCUCUGGAGAAGUGUCACCAGGUGAUGGACUUGCUGUGUGAGCAGUGUGUGAAGCAGCAGGACAUGAACGAGGUCCUGGCGAUGAAGAUGCACUACAUCAGCUGUGUGCUCCAGAAAUGCCUGGCCUUCCUGAAGAAACGAGAUGACAAGCUGGACGCACUUGUCAAGAGCUUGUUGAAGGGGAGAGACAGCGAUGGCUUCCCUCAGUACCAGGAGAAGUUCAUUCGGGACUGUAUCAGGAAGUUUCCUUAUUGUGAGGCCACACUGCUUCAGGAGCUGGUGAGGAGCAUAGCACCGGUAGAAAUUGGAAACGACCCCACAGCGUUCUCGGUGUUGAACCAGGCCAUCACGGGUCAGAUGGCGUUUGUAGAUGCUAACUACUGUGCUACGUGUGGGGAGAAGGGAGCAGACAAGAGAUGCUCCCUUUGUAAAGCAGUGACUUACUGUAGCUUAUCGUGCCAAAAGCUCCACUGGUUCGCCCAUAAAAAGAUGUGCAGGUGUCUACAGGAGCAGGAUGCUGACCUGGAGAAGGAUUCUCCAAAGCUCAAAGAACUGAAAGAUGAUGAGAGCGACCUGGUGAUGGAGACAGCCAACUUCCUGCAGGAGCUGUGUCUGCGGGCGGAGGAGCAGGUGGCUGCUGCUGGAGGCUGCCCUGCAGAGCUCCGUGACUUCCCCCCCCCCUCUGCUGAGGGACCUUCCUUCACCCAAGACUGAGGCAACAGCCCAACAGGGGCCCUGAAGGAGGCCUGUGAAUUUUCACAAAAGUUAUAAAUGGAGAGGCAUGGCUGAACAUAAACCAUCUUAGCAAUAACAUGAACGCUGCUCCUGUGGCAGCUGCAAUAAGUAGAGGUAUUUUCAAAAUGUAUAAUAAGAAAUAUAAUAAAUUCAUGCUAAAUCUGAUCAGGGAAUAUGAGAAGCAUAAAGUAUAAUGUUGCUAUUUCAAGCAUUUUCUGGGUGGAACAGUUCAGUACUGUAAGGAGUCCAUUUGGAUUCAUAUUAACCUGACCUCAACAAUUUUAUCAAAAAAUCUUUAAAAUGGUGACUUCUUUCUCCUGUUUUUCGUUCUGUAAUGUUAUGAUAUUAUCAUUUUCUUAGCAAGAAGCCUCAGAACAGAUUAAAUGUGCAUGUAGACCGAAAGGUCCGUCAUAUCAAUAAAGACAU
Messenger RNA from Trematomus bernacchii (emerald rockcod), 1795 nucleotides. RefSeq names its product ankyrin repeat and MYND domain-containing protein 2-like. Gene Ontology annotation, molecular function: protein binding. The record is from RefSeq and is a predicted model, not a curated record. NCBI's taxonomy places the organism in Eukaryota, Metazoa, Chordata, Actinopteri, Perciformes, Nototheniidae. Bases 59 to 1348 code for a protein of 429 amino acids. The transcript is spliced from 10 exons. Gene Ontology annotation, biological process: regulation of smoothened signaling pathway.